Molecule: messenger RNA, 1386 nt
Organism: Paraglomus brasilianum
Lineage: Eukaryota; Fungi; Glomeromycota; Glomeromycetes; Paraglomerales; Paraglomeraceae
Source: the annotation of a GenBank genome assembly
AUGGAUCAUUUUAACAUCGAGAUGGUUAAUUCGGUGGUAGAUAGUGAUAGAUUAUCUAGUCAGCCAAAUACGCGUAGCAUAAACAUUAAUGACAUAAGAACCGAUGAUUGCUUGAUCAAGCGUUCCAGAUCGGUAGAUAAUGCUUUCCUUGAAGCCAGCAGCUGCGAGAGCACUUCUCGGAAACGAAGACAGCGUCAUAAUAAUCAUAGAUGUGUUGGAUAUGUUUAUUCAAUGGCGUACGCUGAUGUUGCCGCUUUGUUACCUUCUAAUUAUGAUCGGAGCCUCCUUGUACAUUCAUUGAUUGAGGCGUACGACAUCUGGAACAGGGUCAUUAUUAUUUCGCCUUACGCGGCUACCGAUGAUGAACUGGCAGCGUUCCAUUCGAGCGAUUUUGUUGAAUUUAUGCUCCAGGCAGAGAAAUACGACGAGAAUGUGAAACAGAACACAAAGUCUACAUCAGAUGAAGAGUCUUCUUAUGAGGAAUUACUUUCAGACUAUGGUCUAGAGCAUGAUUGCCCAGUAUUCAAAGGUUUGGGGGAAUAUAUACGCUUGGUAGUCGGCUCAACAAUAGCCGCAGCACAGGCUCUCAACAAGGGAGCAGUUGAUGUUGUCAUUCACUGGGAUGGAGGGCGCCAUCACGCGAAAAAGUCAUCAGCUCAAGGUUUCUGCUAUGUGAACGACAUAGUCAUAGGUAUCAUCGAACUGCGUAAGAAGUUUGAUAAAAUUCUCUACAUCGACCUCGACUUGCAUCAUGGAGAUGGUGUAGAAAGCGCAUUUUUAUACAGCGAUAAAAUUUUGACCCUGUCAUUUCACCAUUACGCUGUUGGAUUCUACCCGGGUACAGGUAAACUGAACGACAUCGGUCAUGGCCUUGGUCUUUAUCAUACAAUCAACGUACCCCUCAAGCGGGGCUUGAAUGGAUCAUUGUUCCGCCGAAUAUUUUCCCAAGUAACAAAACAAACAUUUGAAGCUUUUAGGCCUGAUGCAAUUAUAAUUCAAUGUGGAUGCGAUGGUCUAGCAGGAGACCCGUCACGUGAAUGGAACUUGGACAUUGAUAACUUUGGCAAAUGUGUGCGUCAAGUCGUAGAAUGGAAUAAGCCUACGCUAGUCCUUGGUGGAGGUGGAUAUAACCAUGCAAACGUAGCACGCUGUAAUGCUUAUAUUACAAGUCUACUAACAAACACGCCGAUAUCCGAGGAUAUACCUGAACAUAAAUACUUUGAAGAGUACGGCCCCGAUUUCUCACUUCUGAUAGAUCCUGGAAAUCAACAAGAUACAAAUGAUGAAGAUUAUAUAGUAUCUAUCUUAUCCACUAUUGAAAAGUAUUUGGAGACAGUUAGAAGCAAAAGGGAAUCGUACCAUCAAAGAGAUAUAUCAAAGUCGUAG